GUGGUGGCCGCCCCUGUGGCUAAGGCCGUUGUUGCCAAGACCGUUGACGCCGACUUCGACCCCCACCCCCAAUACAGCUACGCCUAUGACGUGCACGACAGCCUGACCGGUGACGCCAAGAGCCAACAGGAAACCCGCGACGGAGACGUUGUCCAGGGUAGCUACUCCCUGAUCGAAGCUGACGGAACCAGACGCACCGUCGACUACGUUGCUGACCCAGUCAACGGUUUCAACGCUGUAGUCCGCAAAGAAGCUGCCGCCGCCCCUAUCGUCGCUGCUGCCCCAGUAGCUAAAAUUG
This is a messenger RNA of Bombus impatiens (common eastern bumble bee), 298 nucleotides long. Its product is annotated as larval cuticle protein A3A-like. Gene Ontology annotation, cellular component: extracellular matrix. The transcript has a single exon. The record is from RefSeq and is a predicted model, not a curated record. NCBI's taxonomy places the organism in Eukaryota, Metazoa, Arthropoda, Insecta, Hymenoptera, Apidae. The annotation marks the transcript as partial.